AUGGCGCAAAUGGCUCCCGCGCUCGCCGAAACAGCAGCGUCUCCAAGUUCGAACCGCAAUAUUUCAUCUUCGAGUGUCCAAAAUCCCUUGAGAGAAACGUAUAUCGAAGAAGGAAGAACGAUAGACAACUCCAAGCUGCAGAUAAAGUCUACAACGUCGCAUCACAACGGCUUUUGUCGAUCUAUGGCAAAGAGUAAUAUAAAGUCCUCUGCUGGCAAGCGUGUGUUAGACGAGUCACACAAGUUGAACAACUUGCCUGACACGGUUAAUAACACUCCGGAAUCAACAAAAUUAAGAAAACUUGAUAGCCAAAUUGUGCCUGUAGCCUCUUGUGGGGAGAAUACAAACGCAAGGGAACAAAUUCAGCCGAUUUCUGCUCGAAAAGAAACGCUUAUUUCUACGCCCACCCGGAUCCCAAUAACAACAACAAAAACAUGUGGUUCGAACUCGCCGAGGAAUCGAAGUAGCUGUCAGACUUCGGACAAUAAAAGUGAUGAUGAAUCGCGACAGAGACAUUUGUUUCCUUGUCCAAAGCCCUCGCCGCGACUUUUGUUGGAGAAAAAAGUGAAAAAUGUUGGUCUGAGUCAAGCACGUAUUGCUGCUCGUUGCCGCAAAUUGGAACGAAGACUGCGUACAUUGCAGUCACGGCAAUUGGAAACUCACGUCACAGAUCAACUACAAUCCUUCGCUCUGAAUCGUAGAAAGUCCCAACAAGCUUCCUCUCGGCAAAAACACGAGCAACCGAAACAGGACUUAUUAACACAGCCUUCGAGUCAACUGCAGGAAGAAACUUCUUCGAGUGACACGCCGUCCAAGUCAUUGGCUCGUAUCGGAGAGGAACUACCUUCGAAUGCCUCGUCAGGGCAGAAGAACGUCGGUAAACAUACCGAAUUGGGGGAGAAUAAUCUCAAAAGUGAAUCUGGUAGGAAUAUUUCGAGCAACAAUGAUAAGGAAGCCGAAGGCAAUGCAGCUCGAACAUUAGUCUGUCAACUUGAGCUUGCUGAACAUGUGGGCGACUCUGAUGCGACCGAAUGUAGCUCGGGUGCCGAAAGCUGUGAUGAAAUGGAUUUUAAUAUUGCAAAUACCGAAUCUAAAGCUAAAGGGUAAGUACAAAUUGAUAGUAUAUUUCAAACUGCUACCAAAUAUUCGAUUUUCAUAUUUCGUAUUAAACUUAAACCGGAAACGAAUGAGUCCAACAGCAUGGCAUGUACCUAAUAAACACACAGGACACGUCUUUGCCAAUUUUAAGGAUGUCUUGUACAAAGUGCCUUCAAUAUUAAACUUGAACUCAUUCGUUUGUGGUUUUGUUCUUAUUGCUUAACUCAAAUUUUACCUUAAAAGUGUAAUGUGAAAUUGGCAAUUCUAAUAUUAUGCAAUUUGAGGUAUUGCAAUGCUAAUGGCGAUUACAUCAUUACAUUGCUGUUACUUCCUCUCUGUAAAAAUAUCUCAUAAUAAUUAUGACAGGACUGGCACCUUGGAUCAUUUUCAGAAUUCCAGCAAAGUUCAUUGUUUUGGAUAUAAUGUAUAUUUUAAGCAUGGAUAAAUAUCAGGAUUUUGGGCACAAUGGGUCGUUCCAGAAAAGAUCCACACUCCCCCCACAGAGGAAAUUAAGACAGAGGGGUUAACUUCCAAUUUCCUCCGUGGGGGUGGUAUGGAUAUUUUCUGGAAUGACCCAAUCACUCGAUAUAACAAAAUGUCGAAGGGAUUUCUCAUUUCUAGAUGGAAAUUUCUGGUGGAAUUUUAGACCUAAUCAGGAGUAGUUGCAAAAAAUGCAACUGUUGGCCCUCCCCUCCAGCAGGAAUUGAACCUUCGGCCCUGAGAUUCUGGUGCAGUGCUCUAACCGACUGAGCUACGGAGGCCAGUGCCGCACAGGAAUUGCAGGACCACAGGUUCAAUUCUUGCAAGAGGGCCAAUAAUUGUAUAAGCUCUAAUAAAUGUAUAAAAAUUCCACUCGGAAUUUCCACAAAUUCAAAUGGAUCAUUCCAGAAAACAUCCAUACCUCCUCCCCACCCACCCCACCCCCCUACGGAGGAAAUUGGAUGUUAACUCCCCUACCCCCUUCAGAUGCCCUAAUACACUUACUAGUUAUCAGAAACAUUUUUUUCUCCCCUCCGGACGGCAGAAAUUUCCUCCGUGGGGGGAGUGUGGAUCUUUUCUGGAACGACCCAAUGAUAGUAUAAAGUUUUACAUUCAAAAUACAAGAUUCUUCCCACCCCUGCUUCUGAAUCCAUUUUCAUUUAUUAAAUUCUGUACUACAUGAUGACGGCGGAUAUGAUUUUUUUGGAACGUUAUCUGAAUCAAAUGAGGAUGAGAGUGUAUGUGAAUUGGUAAUCAUGUUACCUGGGUUAGUUUUUCUUAAUGCUUUCCCAACAAGUCAAAAUGUAGUUGGGCCACUCGUCAAACCUUCAUUCUGUUAAGCUAUGUACGGUUUAAAUAUCCCCUGUACCAAUUUGUGACUGCCAACUCUCUCAUCAAUUCUCAUAUGACCGGGCUUUAGUUUCUUUUACUUUUGUAUGAUAAAUUAUUGCUAAUGAUUCCAGCUAAAGUUCACCAUUUGGUAGACACUACAGCAAUACAAUACAAAAUGCAAUAUGAAAGGAUCUUGUAUUUAGUGAUUGCCAUAAUCAGAAAUUACUGAUUAUUCAUGCGAUAAUCUACCCAAUUAUACCAAUUUAAUAAUGACAUCAUAAUGUCAGUCAGUGCUUUCAAUCUUUAAACUAUAAUUUCCAACAUGAGGUGGUAAAGUUCUGCUUGACAACCAAAGUUUCUUAUUAAAACCGUUCAUAAAUGGCACACUUCAUCAUUAAUUUUGUCGUGACAACAUAUUGCUUUAAUUAAAAUGCAACAGGUAUUAAAGCGCAUUGUGUAUACCGUAAUUUAAAGUAUUAUUUUCUUAAAGAUGAUUUCCACUCCGUUCUGCUCUAGUGCUGUGCAAACUCUGGUUUUUCAUCUCCGGUCGAAUUACAGCUCUGAGCUCCGGCUCCGGCCACAUCAUAAAAUAUUAAAUAAAUGUUUUACGAUCAGAGAACAUUUAUUAAUAUUAUUAUGAAUAACCCUUUUCGCGCUUCCUAAUUAUCAGAUAACGUAACUCAGGAAACAAAAGAGUGAAAACACUUAACCAGGCGGAAAAUAUCUAUAUGGAAACCAGCCUCGAAAAAUCUUUGACACGAGGCAUGACGCUAACACUCUCAGACUACACAGCGCAAUUGUUUGCACGCAAACAAAGUACUCUGUCAUUUUCAAAAGGUUGAUAUUUAUUUGUUUUGUACUUUUUCGUUAUCUACAAGGCAUGAAUGCACAGACUACAGUAUGUAGCGCUAAGUCAGAUGGCUUCAUGAAAGCAUGACGUUUGUAAGUUGCGAUCGUAUUACAGCUUUUCGACGCUGUUCCUGUGGGCUGUGGCAGUUCAAGUCUAUGAUGAAUUCAUUAACAGCAAUUGGCAGUUCGCAGUAACUAACAAUCGUUUGACAUUUGUCUCAUUUCAUAUUGUUUUCUUGUCAUUUUGCCGGAGCUGGGAAUACGUAACUCGGGCUCCGGCAUACAAAAUUUUGCUCCGACGUCGGAAAAACCGCCGGAGCUCCGGCAGAACUCCGGCGCACAGCACUAUUCUGCUCAUAACAAAAGGGGGGCCCCCAACCAGAUAUAAGUGGGUUCAAAUAAAUUGUCUUGUCCCAAAUUUUGCAUCUUUCAAACUUUUUUGAAUUUAUAUUCAUUUACAAGUAUUGUGAACUGGAAGAUAGUAUAUCAUAUUUUACAAACAUAGCAGUUCAAAACAUAAACAAGGUUUGUGCAUGCGCACAGGAGUGAACAUCAUUUUUAACAAUCUGUUUUACACCAAUUGUCUACCAAUACAGAGCUUUCAAAAUAAGCUUGCGGCCGCCAGAGCUCUGGCAAGUGGCACAAGAUUUACCACCGGUUACUUUUUUCCAUAUGUGAAACAUCAAUUCUGCCCUCCUUCCUCCACACUAAGGUUUCAAACAAAGUUAUUUUUCCUCAAGCAGGUCUACUUUAUGUCCUGAUUAUUUGAGAAAACUACAUACAAUUUUGUAAAACUGAUUUAGUUAUUUGCCAUGUUGAAUCAUGAAGUCGUUUUGUUGAAGAAUGAAAGUAGUGAUAGAUUAUAACUUGGUUGUGUUAUUAUCUAAUCAAUAUGCACUGAUUAAUUUGGAUGACUUUAAGAAUCCCUGGACCACACUUCCCGCAGCCGCCUACUUAUCAACACAAAAUCGCCAUGAUACCUUACAGAUUAUUGGUCAGUCAAUACUUGUAUUUUGAUUAUAAUCCAAUCUCGUUCCCCAAGCCUGCGAUCCUCGGGAAUGAACGCGAGGCUCUGGGAUAAUCCAUUUCAGGAAGGAAUCUGAUUGGCCGGAAUGGAAUGCGUAGUUCAAUCUUAGCCAGGAUUCCUGGCUUCUGGCAACAGAUUAUCCCAGAGCCUCGUGUUCCUGCCCGAGGAUCGCAGGCUCGGGGAACGAGAUUGAUUGUAAUCAUGAUAAUCCGGCAAUUGCAGUAUUCAUAGAGAAGCAAUUCAGGUAUUUCCUUGUUUUCUUUUGUCAGCCUAAAAAUAUAAGCACAGUAUUUGACAUUUCAACUGAAGGGUCUUCACUUGAAAUGUUCAAAUACAGUAUUCUGCUCAAAUUUUCUAGGCUGAUGAAAAUAAUUCCCCCAGUUGCUUCCUUUUUGAACUUGUAGUUUUAUCAGCUUUUCCUAACGCCCCAUAUCUGGCUGCAUUUAAAGAGGAGGUGGUCAGUCAUUAGAAUGCUGGUGCCCCCUCCUCAUUAGCAUGCUGGUGCCCCCUCCUCAUUAGCAUGCUGGUGCCCCCUUUGCUCAUUCAACAAUAAACUUCAGAAUUCAGGCCAUCAGCAGGGACGUCGCUAUAGGGGGGGAGUGGGGGGUGUAACAUCCCACCAAUAAUUCAAACGUUGGUCAAAGUUGGUCAAAAUAGAACUGAUAUUUGCCCAAAUUUGGUCAAACUGAAACUGAUAUUUGCUUAAAAUUGAAGGUAAAACUCGGUAAAAUUUGGUAAAAGUUUGGGAUAAAAGAUGGUCGAAGUAGGUCAAAGUUGUGAAAUGGUUCGCAAUUUUAACAAUUUUAAAGCUUUUGUUAUGUUUGCAGUGAAAAAAUUGGGAGCCUACAGUAGCUUAUCCUGAAAAUAUUGGUCAAAACAUGACGACGACCCCUCCUCCCCAGUGUUGAUGGCUUCGCGACGUCCCUGGCCAUCAGUAGGCAAAUGCCAACAUGAUGGCUGACCUAUUGUCAUCUUAGUCAAAAAGUUUUUGCCAACCAGCAUUUAGUAUUUUCUGAUGCAAUUUUAAAUAAAAAAAGAAAAGCAAAUACACUAACAUUGUUGCAAUUACAUAUUCAAAGUUUCAAACUUAAAGGAAAAUAUAUUCUAAACUUUGCAUAAGAACAAAAAGUUUUUGGGCCAAAAAAAUAAAUACCUGGGUUACCUAUUUCUUGUUGCAAAAACUUAGGUAGGGUAGGUCGGGUUUUCUUUUUUAUAAAUGCUCGUGUAUGAGAGUGAUAAUUCUAUGUAAAUUACGAAAGUACAGAUGACACAAACAUUUGUUAAAUGUUAUAUCAGCUUUGAAACAAACAGGUUGCACUUUCUAUAACUAGUACAAAACUAAUGCCACAAACUGGGUAUGAAAAAUUGCUCUAAACUCUUUGCAAACUUCAGAUAAAAAGAUUAGGCCCAUGUGAUUUCAGUUAGCCAAAGGCUAGGUAGGGUCAUGAAACCAGAAACCAUAACUAUUUUUUCUUUGGCCUAAGUUAUGUUUUGGUUUGUAAAGUAUAUAAAUUUUAUAAAUUUGAAUUCGCCAAUGUAUUGCCAACUAUUAAUAAACGUAAGCAGAUCCUGGCAUCUUUUGCUAGGAUCCCACUUAAAAUGAAUGAAAACUCUCCAUAUUGGGGGGGUAAUUCCAUUUUUUUCCUUUGUCUUGUGCCUGUAAGCCUCGUAAGUACGUUUCUGUAUGUUGGCAGCAUUCAAGUGUCGUGUGGGUUCCUGUGAACACGUUUUUCUUCAAGUUUCCAAUUAAACUCCUACGUUGUUAAAAACAUGAAAUUUCGGGUUCAUUUAUAGAAAAAUUAACUUGCAGCAUACUGCUUAGAAAAGCUUACAAAAAAUAAAAUAAGACAUUUGAACGGUUACCUACAGUACUCAUGAAAAUUUGGGCAGGUCCUUGAAACUCCUGCAAUCUCUUUCCAGCUGUGCUGAUAAUACUUGAACAUCACCUACUAUUGAUUUCGAGGGUUUCAAAAAGCAAAAUGCAUGCCAUUUUCAAAAAUGUUUCCGGUUUUACGAUCCUUGAAUUUACCGAUGAACAUUGUUGAAAUUCCAGGAAAAGUUCUUGCAUUUUAUCUUCACUAAAAGACAGAAACCCUGAUUAUUACUUUAAGAUACAGUGAGUAGUAGACUGAUUCCUUGAGUAGUAUGGGCCAGUUUGUAGGAUUUGUUCUUAACCCUGCCAAAAUAAUUUGUUCCUAAAUUUUUUGCCUUCUACCAAAAAUGCUAUCUUUCAUCAAAUAAACAUGAACAGCUUGUUGUAGUAAGUUAGCAUCAGUAUGCAAACCCUACUAGCAAUAUUUUAAUAUUUAUUUUGACGGGAUUGAAAAUUGCAUCUUUAGGUUUCCAGACUGCCGCUCUACUACAAACUACAAAGAACUUUUUGUGACCACUUAACUCGAGAGAACAAAUAUCCUGCUCGGCACUUGAAACAAUACAUUUUUCGUUGUAUUAUACUCUGCAAUAAAUAUGAGAUCUGAGAAUGAUUCUGAAAUAAGUUCGCAUAUAGUAUUCAGUAAAAGUUCGCAAAUUCUAUUCCCAUAUUCUAUAAAUAUUAUAACGUUUGUUUUGAUAUGUAAUUGAAUUAUUUUUCAGAUCGUCAAGUCCUUUAACCCAGUUCUAUUCUGACCGGGGAAGUAUAGCAUCAAAAUGGACCUGGCUUCGAUCACAAGUCAUAGACAUCGAACGGAGGAUACGUAGAUGUGAGGAGACUUACAAAGCUGUUCGUGUUAAAAAGACUCCAAUACAUCUUGACAAACAAAGACAUGUUGUGGACAACAAAGUAAUGGUUUCCAUGGCAAACAAAAGUGCAAAUGAUCUACUCGUGGACACUGCAAACAUGCUAAACAAUCGGAAAGUUCAUCCGGACUUGAGUAGCAGUAUGAUAUUGAAUUCAAUAACACCUGACAAUGCAUUUCCACGAAAUUCGAACAUCCCACUGCUGGCAGAGAAGGAUAAAAUGAACUUGCACCUGAACGCUCAAAAAUCUAGCAUCCAACAUGAUAAUGAUCAUAUCAACUCUUGUACGGCUGCCAGAACUAGAUCUGUACAGCAAUGGCAAAAGAGGAAAUUGUUCAAUUUGUCUAAAAUCGAGAAACCAAGUGCAAGUAUGCUUUGUUCGUGCGGGGACUCCUGGACACCUUGUGUACUAUGUAGGCGAAGUUCUCCGAACUUGCCGAAAUUGACACAACGACAAGACAUAAGAGAUAGGGUUGCACUUGUGGAUUUGUCUUAUCAUCCUGUACUAUCAUUUGAGUCAG
Messenger RNA from Paramuricea clavata, 7542 nucleotides. NCBI's taxonomy places the organism in Eukaryota, Metazoa, Cnidaria, Anthozoa, Malacalcyonacea, Plexauridae. The record is from the annotation of a GenBank genome assembly.